Carlito syrichta (Philippine tarsier) is the source of this 1721-nucleotide messenger RNA. It is a transcript of the gene ZBTB37, whose product is annotated as zinc finger and BTB domain containing 37. The record is from RefSeq and is a predicted model, not a curated record. Gene Ontology annotation, molecular function: DNA-binding transcription factor activity, RNA polymerase II-specific; RNA polymerase II cis-regulatory region sequence-specific DNA binding; protein binding. Lineage: Eukaryota; Metazoa; Chordata; Mammalia; Primates; Tarsiidae. Gene Ontology annotation, biological process: regulation of transcription by RNA polymerase II. Bases 204 to 1721 code for a protein of 505 amino acids. The transcript has 4 exons.
CGGUAGAGACUUUGCGCCAGGGGCUUCCUCCUCGCCGGGGAACUGCUGGAGAGCGCAGACAAAACACAGGCGCUGGUGUAGGCUCCGCAGUAACACAUCUGCACUCACGAUGGCAUCGACAGAGGCUCUUAUUGGAUUAAAAGUUUCAAAACAAACCGUAACGCUUUGGAAAAAGGGUUGAAUGCCUGCCUGUACCCUCAGGCAUGACCAUGGAGAAAGGUGGGAACAUACAACUGGAGAUCCCUGACUUCAGCAACUCUGUCCUGAGUCAUCUAAACCAGCUGCGUAUGCAGGGCCGUCUCUGUGAUAUUGUGGUUAACGUACAAGGACAAGCUUUUCGGGCUCACAAGGUGGUGCUGGCUGCCAGCUCCCCAUAUUUCCGGGAUCACAUGUCCUUGAAUGAGAUGAGUACUGUCUCCAUUUCAGUCAUCAAGAACCCUUCUGUUUUUGAACAGCUCCUUUCUUUCUGUUACACGGGGCGGAUAUGCUUGCAGCUGGCCGAUAUCAUCAGCUACCUAACAGCUGCCAGUUUUCUGCAGAUGCAGCAUAUAAUAGACAAAUGUACACAGAUCCUGGAGGGCAUUCAUUUCAAAAUUAAUGUGGCUGAGGUUGAAGCAGAAUUAAGUCAAACAAGGACAAAGCAUCAAGAGAGACCUCCAGAGUCUCACAGGGUGACACCAAACCUCAACCGCUCCCUUAGCCCACGACAUAAUACCCCAAAGGGAAACUGGCGAGGUCAGGUUAGUGCCGUGCUGGAUAUUAGAGAGCUAAGUCCUCCCGAGGAGUCCACUAGCCCUCAGAUACUUGAACAGAGUUCUGAUGUAGAGAGCCGGGAGCCCAUUCUGCGGAUCAAUAGAGCAGGACAGUGGUAUGUGGAGACAGGAGUAGCAGACCGGGGGGGUCGGAGCGAUGAUGAAGUUAGGGUUCUUGGAGCAGUGCACAUCAAAACUGAAAAUCUGGAGGAGUGGCUUGGGCCUGAGAAUCAGCCUUCUGGAGAAGAUGGGAGUAGUGCAGAGGAAGUCACAGCCAUGGUGAUUGACACCACAGGCCAUGGUUCUGUGGGACAGGAAAAUUACACUUUAGGGCCUUCAGGAACCAAGGUGGCUUGGCCAACAAGCAGUGAAGUUGAUCGAUUUAGCCCCUCUGGCAGUGUUAUUCCCUUGACUGAGAGACACAGAGCCAGAAGUGAGUCUCCUGGGAGAAUGGAUGAGCCUAAGCAACCUAGCUCCCAGGUAGAAGAAUCGGCAAUGAUGGGAGUAAGUGGCUAUGUGGAGUAUCUACGAGAACAGGAAGUAUCUGAACGGUGGUUCCGGUACAACCCUCGUCUCACCUGCAUCUACUGCGCCAAAUCUUUCAACCAAAAGGGAAGCCUAGACCGCCAUAUGCGCCUGCAUAUGGGAAUCACACCAUUUGUCUGCCGCAUGUGUGGCAAGAAGUAUACCCGGAAGGAUCAGCUGGAGUAUCAUAUCCGCAAGCACACAGGCAACAAGCCCUUUCAUUGCCAUGUUUGUGGCAAAAGUUUCCCCUUCCAGGCCAUCUUAAAUCAGCACUUUCGCAAAAACCACCCUGGCUGUAUACCCCUGGAGGGGCCUCACAGCAUCUCUCCUGAAACAACUGUCACAUCUCGAGGGCAAGCUGAGGAAGAGUCACCUUCACAGGAAGAGACAGUUGUUCCUGGGGAAACUGCCCAGGGCUCUGUGUCCACCACCGGGCCAGAUUGA